Staurois parvus is the source of this 369-nucleotide messenger RNA. Lineage: Eukaryota; Metazoa; Chordata; Amphibia; Anura; Ranidae. The record is from the annotation of a GenBank genome assembly.
CUUUCCCCCCCUUCCAGUCUGGACACUUUCACCCCCUUCCAGUCUGGACACUUUCACCCCCUUUCAGUCCGGACGCUUUCCCCCCCUUCCAGUCCGGACACUUUUCCCCCCUUCCUUUCCGGACGCUUUCACCCCCUUCCAGUCCGGACGCUUUCUCCCCCCUUCCAGUCCGGACACUUUCCCCCCCUUCCAUUCCGGACACUUUCCCUCCCUUCCAGUCCAGACACUUUCCCCCCCUUCCAGUCCGGACACUUUCACCCCCUUCCAUCCGGACACUUUCCCCCCCUUCCUGUCCGGACACUUUCCCCCCCCCCUUCCAGUCCGGACACUUUCACCCCCCUUCCAGUCCGGACGCUUUCACCCCCUUCC